Molecule: messenger RNA, 318 nt
Organism: Hyaloscypha bicolor E
Lineage: Eukaryota; Fungi; Ascomycota; Leotiomycetes; Helotiales; Hyaloscyphaceae
Exons: 1
Source: RefSeq, a predicted model, not a curated record
GUCGAGUGUCUUGAUCCCCUCGUCAAUGCUGGAGUGAUAGGAAUUCCCCAUGUUCACCAAAUCGUGGGAGGGAAUUUCUUCAAUGCAACCAUUGAGUCUGUGACUUAUGAUCUACCUAGCGGAUCCAAUUGUACGAGUUACACUUUCAGUGAAAACUUCAGCAACUUUUGGAUAGCGGCGUUGCAUUACCUAGCAAGGAAUAAGACAUUCAAAUGGUUGGAACAAUUUCCCAAUGAUGGACUCGCGCGGAACGGAGGGAUCACAGUUUAUUACAUCUCCCAAUAUGACGGUGUUAGCAGUGUCACAGCAUUAAAGCCA